Molecule: messenger RNA, 3375 nt
Organism: Jatropha curcas
Lineage: Eukaryota; Viridiplantae; Streptophyta; Magnoliopsida; Malpighiales; Euphorbiaceae
Product: zinc finger CCCH domain-containing protein 22
Molecular function (GO): metal ion binding; RNA binding
Source: RefSeq, a predicted model, not a curated record
ACCCAAAAUCCAACACUGUAAGAGAGAGAAAGAAAGAGGGUGAGUUUACUCUCUCAAGGCUGCUGCUGCUGGCUUGCACUGCCAUCAAAAGUUGUGGUUCUUAGCUUGUAGUAAUAGGUUUAUAGAGAGAAGGAGAGAGAAAGAAAAGCUCCAUCAUCAUCAAAGCUUCUUCUCUUUGAUGUGCUCUCUCUCUCCACCAUCUUGAAAACCCCCUUAUCUUUUUAUUAAAGAUUGGGAGGGGUGGGUUUUCAAGAGUUUAGAGAGAAAAGAAAAGGGAAAAGUUCUCAUCUUUAUCAUCUUCUCUAACCUUAUAAUAGCAUCCUCUCUCUCCUUUUAACUUCAAAAAUCAUUAUAUACUAAAAUAACAAAUCCCACUCCAUUAUUACUUCCCCUUUUCACAAAGUCCACACUUUUACUCCUCACCCUUCCUCUCCCUAUCAUUUUGCUCUUUCUACGAUUUUUUUUUCUUCCAUGGAUUCUUAUGAAGCUACGAAGAUGGUUUUUUCAAGGAUCCAAAGCUUGGACCCUGAGAAUGCCUCUAAAAUCAUGGGUUACCUUCUUUUACAGGAUCAUGGAGAUAAGGAGAUGAUACGCAUAGCUUUUGGACCAGAAACUCUUCUGCAUAAUUUAAUCCUUCAAGCCAAAACCCACUUGGGUCUUAUCUCUAACACACCAUCAACUCCCUCCACACCUUCUCCACCUUCACCUUUUAAUCCUACUUCGAGACCAAACCCUUUGUCCAUUUCUUCUUCAAGGAACACUACCAACAAUGGCUUUGACAUCACAAUCCCAUCUUCGCCUUCUUCAAAUUCUUGGCCUCUUCUGAGUCCUAACUCUACUUCUUCACUCUCUUAUGCUAGUAUUGUUAAUGGAACCAGUAAUAACACUGUUUCUUCCUCAUCUUUAUCAUCUACCGUGUCAUUAUCUAAUGCAUUCCCAUAUUAUAACAGUAACAGCACUAACAAUAACGCGAGUAAUGAUCUCAUUGAUGAGUAUCAGCUUCAGGACCACUUCUCUUUCCUCAAUGAUUCAAAGACAGAUGAUUUGUUUGAUCCAAGGCUAGAGUUAGCUAUGAGCCCAACUGCCUAUGGUGAAACCCAUUUGCAUAGAAGAAGCUAUUCAGUGCCUGGUAUGUGUUUUGGGUCUGAAGAUGCAAAUUCUGGGUUUGGAUGGAAACCAUGUUUGUAUUUCGCAAGAGGGUUUUGCAAGAAUGGAACUAGUUGCAGGUUUCUUCACGGAGACUCAGCUGAUGGUGGUACUAUUGUUGGUUCACCAAGUAAACUCAGUGAGUUUGAACAGUGUCAAGAGCUUCUCAGAUCAAAAGCAGCAGCCGCUGCUGCAGCAGCUGCUCAACAGCAUAAACUAGCUGCAGCUUCACAAUUCAUGGCUGGAGCUCCUUUUCCCUAUAAUAAAUGCAUGAAUUAUCUUCUUCAACAACAAAAUGACUCCCCGAGAUCGGCUGCAGCAGCUGCAUUGAUGAUGGGAGAUGAGCUUCAUAAGUUUGGGAGAUGUCGUUCGGAAAGGAAUGAUUUUUCGCCAAUGGGAUUAGGAGGGGCAAUGAACCCAGGUUCUAGACAGAUCUAUUUGACAUUUCCAGCUGAUAGCACAUUUAGAGAAGAAGAUGUUUCAAAUUACUUUAGCAUUUAUGGACCAGUGCAAGAUGUAAGGAUUCCAUAUCAGCAAAAGAGAAUGUUUGGUUUCGUUACAUUUGUGUAUCCAGAAACAGUGAAGCUUAUUUUGGCCAAAGGAAAUCCUCAUUUUGUUUGCGAUUCGCGUGUGCUUGUUAAGCCCUACAAGGAGAAGGGAAAAGUCCCAGACAAGAAACAGCAGCAUCAACAACAACAGAUGGAGAGGGGAGAGUACUCAGCUUGCUCAAGCCCUUCUGGGCUUGAAUCAAGAGACUCAUUUGACCUUCAUCUUGGAGCUAGAGUGUUUCAGAAUACUCAAGAAAUGUUAUUGAGAAGGAAAUUAGAGGAACAAGCUGAGCUGCAGCAAGCUAUUGAACUCCAUGGAAGAAGACUAAUGAAUCUGCAACUUCUUGAUUUUAAAAAUCAUAAUAAUCAUCAAUAUGUUCAUGGAUUAUCCACUGGCUCUCCCAUUCCCUCACCAACUCUCUCUCGCACUACCAAUAAUCAAACCCUCAUUUUUGCGCCUGAUGGCAUUGAUCAGGAAGCUCCUGAAGUUGCUGCAGAGAAUGGUUGUAACCCAGAUGCAGCAGCUCCUCGAAAUGCGGUUGCAGAUGCUGAACAGGGAGGGAAUCCUACUAGCAAUUACAGUAAUGGCAAUAGCAACAGUAGUAGUACGGAGGAGAAGACCAACAUUGAAGAAAGUGAUCUCCAUGAAAGUUUGGAGCAUAUCCUUCCUGAUAACCUCUUUACUUCUCCUAAGAAAUCAGCUGGUCAUGAUCAUACUGUCUUCUCAGCAUCUGCUUUGGAGGCUGAUGAAAAUGGAACGAGUCAAACUACUUCUUCUUCUUCUUCUAACAAUAACCCCAUAAUGCCGACCGCUUCCACUCUCAGCAUGACUUCCCUGAAAUCAUGCUUUCUCCAAAUGCCCAGGCUUUCUUCUGGGCAUGGAGCCAUUGGCAUGUAAUUGCCAAAGGUGAGUAAUGGCCAGCAAUGGGGAGAUUGACUUUGCUAGGAAAUAUUGGAAAGCAUUAUACAUGGAAGAAAAAGAAAAUCCUCUAGCUGUAUAGCCAAAAACCAUACCCACAACAAAAGAGAAAAAAGAAAAAAGAUCCGUAGACAAGAUCUCAUCAAGAUCACCAUCAUCAUCAAUACAUACUACUUACAAUGAAUACAUAAUGCAUACAUAAAAGGACAGAUGAACUGAUAUAUGAGAGUGGGGUCUUUCUGUUUUCCUCACUAUAUGUACCCUUCUCUGUAGGUGAGUGUGUGUGUGUGUGUAUGCUGGACCACACAGCAAUAGCAUAAGUAACUCUCUCUCUCUCUCUCUCUCUCUUAUAUUAUCUGUGUAAUUUAGUCUCUCUUUUACUGGUUUUUAGUUUUUUUUUUACCAUCAUUUCUUGUGAGAUGAAAUGAAAGAAAAGGAAAAAGAAAAAGAUUUGAACCUUAUACAGCAAUGAGGUUCUUUUGUAUGGUGAAGAAUAGUUCCUAUGUCAUUAUGUGUACAGCAAUAGACCCCAACAAGUUUAAAGAACUGUAGCAGAAGUAUAACUACUAUAUGGAUAUGGAGCCCAAAAGGGCAACUCAAGUGGAGGGUAAAAGCUGUCUCACUUCUACUUUUCUUUUACAAGUUUUUAUUACCCUUGUUGUCACUGUAUCAUCUGUCACCCAUUAGAUAUAUGAAACAGGCAGAACAGGAAAGGUAUUUAAGAAAAAAAAUAUUUUCUUUUCAAAAAAAAAAAAAAAAAAA